Messenger RNA from Mangifera indica (mango), 1460 nucleotides. Its product is annotated as aquaporin NIP6-1-like. Gene Ontology annotation, cellular component: membrane. Gene Ontology annotation, molecular function: channel activity. NCBI's taxonomy places the organism in Eukaryota, Viridiplantae, Streptophyta, Magnoliopsida, Sapindales, Anacardiaceae. Gene Ontology annotation, biological process: transmembrane transport. Bases 289 to 1224 code for a protein of 311 amino acids. The transcript is spliced from 5 exons. The record is from RefSeq and is a predicted model, not a curated record.
UUCAUUUAACUAAAAUGUUUCAUUACAUUUACAAGUUCUCAAAUAAAACAAGUCUGAGUCUUCUGCAAUGCCCCAUCUACACCCUCCACUUCUAAGUUUCAACCACUAACUUACUUCUUCCUUGGGAUUCUCCCUAAGUCAACUACUUUUUUUGCUCCUACUAUAAAUAACAAACACAGAUCUCACACUUCUCUUCCAACGUACAGUCAAAGGCAGUGCCAAAACAUCAUUAUAAUUAAAUAUCUCCUUAAUUCUCUCCUUCUUUGUCUCUUCUAUUUUUGUGCAAUAAUGGAGAAAGAGGAUGUUGCAUCAAUUUCUUCAGCACCAGCCACACCAGGCACUCCUGGUGCUCCUCUGUUUGGUGGGUUCGAAGGAGAGAGAGAUGGCUUUGGAAAUGGAAGAAGAUCAUUUCUCACAAGUCCAUGCAGGUGCUUCGGUGUUGAAGAAUGGGCCAUGGAAGAAGGGAGACUCCCUCCUGUCUCUUGCUCAAUCUCAUUCCUUGUUCCCCCUCCUGUCUCUCUUGCAAGAAAGGUAGGGGCUGAAUUCAUUGGCACAUUUAUACUCAUGUUUGCGGGGACAGCCACAGCCAUUGUGAACCAAAAAACAAAAGGGGUGGAAACCCUACUCGGCUGCGCCAGCUCCACCGGUCUCGCUGUCAUGGUCAUCAUAUUGUCCAUCGGCCACAUUUCCGGAGCCCAUCUCAACCCCGGUGUCACCAUCGCCUUUGCUGCCUUAAAGCAUUUCCCAUGGAAAAACGUUCCAGUAUAUAUAGGAGCACAAGUAGCGGCAUCAUUAUGCUCAUCAUUUGCACUGAAAGGGAUAUUUCAUCCGUUCAUGGGAGGGGGAGUGACAGUGCCUGCAGAAGGAUUCGCAUAUGGGAAAGCUUUUGCUUUGGAGUUUAUUAUCGGAUUCAAUCUUAUGUUUGUCGUCACCGCCGUGGCAACCGACACUCGGGCUGUGGGGGAGCUUGCAGGAAUAGCUGUGGGAGCUACUGUGGCUCUUAACAUUCUCAUAGCCGGACCUUCUACUGGUGGUUCAAUGAAUCCAGUGAGAACUUUGGGUCCGGCUGUUGCGGCAAACAAUUAUAAGGCCAUAUGGGUGUAUCUAACGGCUCCAAUCCUAGGAGCACUAUGUGGCGCGGGAUGCUAUACUGCAGUCAAACUACCAGACACAGAAGGUGAAAGUCAUGAAAGGCCUACUUCAGCAGCAAGCUUCAGAAGGUGACAAGAUGGAAACAACUGCUCUAUAUCAGUGGUACAUACAAAGACAGAGAAAGAAUAAGAAACGAAUAAGUUUGAUGGUUGUAUCAAAUAAAUGUAUGAUAGUCAGGCUAGAGACUUUGGGAAUGGGUGAAGUAUUGAGUUUGUAAUAUAUGUGUAAAGGAUUGAGAUGUAAUCUCCUAUGUCAAAUUUCCUCCAAAAUCCUAUAAAUCUUGAUCUCAUAUUGACAAUGACAACAAA